UAAUAGUUUCAACUUUUUCAGCAUUUGGCAGGAGUGCAUAUCGUUUUUGAAGACUCUACUGUGCUUUAUGGUGGCACUUAUGCUGUUGCCAUUGUUGCUGCUAUCAUUUGUGUGCGCGCAUUUAACCAACGAGCUGGCCAACUAUGUGCUGAGCAUCAAGUAUCCCAAUCUGACCAUAUGCAAGUCCAAGAAGAUUCGCACACUGAUCGAUACGCCCAAGAAUGCGGGCAUCUUUCACUUUCUGCUCCAGGUGGAGGGCAGCUGCGAUUUCGAGCGCAUCAAACGCGCCUAUUCGCUGCAGCUGACCGAGCUGAAGGAUAAGACGGGCAUGCUCAAGUUUCCCAAGCUGCGCCAGAAACUGGUAACGUGCUGGGGCCACUAUGCUUGGGUCAACGAUAACAGCGGAUUCAACAUCAACAAUCACGUGGUGCUCAGCACGCACCGAUAUCGCGGACGUCCCGUCAACGAGUCGAACAUCCAGGAGCAUGUAAGUGAGCUGGCUGCCAAAUAUAUACCCUCGGAUUUGCCCCAGUGGCAGGUGACGGUCAUACCCAACUCGGACCCGGCACAGCCCUACUAUAUACUAAUCAAGGUGCAUCACCUGAUCAUUGCCGAGGAGGAGGAUUUGCAUGUGGGCGAGAUGCUCUUGUUGCAGGACACCGAACGCAAGCCGAUUGUCAGCCUGCAGGAUGCAGGCCUCAUCCGGCCGGCGGCCACCAAACAACUGUCGCACUUUGUGCGUCAGCCGGAGCAUAUAAGUAAGCUGGUGAAUCAUGUGCUGCAUCUGGUGAGCUGUCGCUGGCAGCAGUUCAUCUAUGAAUUCGAAUCUCUGGACACACCGGAUGGCGUCAAAUCGCAUCCGGAUGCACGCAAUCUCAGCCAGCUGCUAUCCCUGGUGCUCAUCGUGCUGGUCAACGUGUGCCUGGGCUAUUGGCGCACUCGCGCCAUGCGUCGCAAAUGGCAGCGUCGCUCGCCCGGCUAUCGGAAUGAUCUGGGUCUGCUGCAGACGCUGUAUCUGCUGCUGCAGCAUGAGUUGGAGCAGCGUAAUCUCAGCUGGGCGGUGGCACGAGCCGCACUGGGACAUAGCCUGCAACCAGCCAAUAUAGCCAAGGCCUGGACGCACCUUGUCUGGCAACAGGCACUGCAUCACAUUAUCCUCCUGCCCUACCACAUCUACUGUGAGCUGCUGGCGCUGCGCGAUGUCGUGGUCCGGGGCCAGACCACGUACAGCACCACCUACUGUGCCCGGCUGCAUCUGUAUGUGCCGCUGUUGCUUUACGCCCAGCUGGAGCUGUGCAAGAUCUGCUUUGAACUGUUCAAGGCACCGCGGAACAUCUAUGAGGUUCUCUUUGUGCAGCCCACCAAGGAGCUAAACAUCCUUCACAAGAAGUCCUACGCUGGACGCAAGAUUGUCUCCUUUAGCCGCUCCAUCGAUGGCGCCCUGUUGCGCGAACGUCAUCAGCAUAUGUUUGGCCAGAAGCUACGCGAAUCCGACUUCAGUUUGGCCUGCCUGGCUGGCGCUGUCUAUGAUUACUUCAAUACCUUCUCCGAUACUGCGGCAGUGCCGGCGUUGCUGAACACAACCUGUCGCACCAUAUCCAAGGGUUAUUUCACCGAUCGCAGUGGCGAUAAGUCGGCUCACAUUGGCGGCGUGGUCUUCUUGCAGCUGCCGCUUGGUUCGCCCGACGCCCUAAAGGCGCAUCAGCUGCACGCGAUUGUGGAGCGCAUACGCAGGCAGCAGAUCAUGAUCUAUUUGGCCUCUAUAGGACAAACCAAAUACAGUCUGCUAACGGCGCUGCUGCCCCAUGUCCUUACCAAGAUCUUCAUCAACUUUUUCUCCUACAACUUUCCCGUUACCAUAACGGAGAUCUAUGGUGCGGCGGAUACACAGUUUCAGGCUGCCUGGGGGCAACGGGUACAGGAUGUACUCCUAUUUCGACCACCGCAAUCAAAAACUUGUCUCUCCCUGAAUCUGCAUCGAUUUGGAGACAAGUAUAGACUAGCCAUUAUGGCUGAUACCCAUCUGGCUCCGGAUCACACGAUACUUACACAAUCCUUUGAGCGCUAUAUGGAAACGGUGACAUUGUAAGACCCAUCACUGUAUACCAUAGCCCAUUAAA
This is a messenger RNA of Drosophila montana, 2120 nucleotides long. RefSeq lists its product as uncharacterized. Gene Ontology annotation, cellular component: plasma membrane. The transcript is spliced from 3 exons. Gene Ontology annotation, biological process: triglyceride biosynthetic process. Lineage: Eukaryota; Metazoa; Arthropoda; Insecta; Diptera; Drosophilidae. Bases 68 to 2089 code for a protein of 673 amino acids. The record is from RefSeq and is a predicted model, not a curated record.